Molecule: messenger RNA, 231 nt
Organism: Onychostruthus taczanowskii (white-rumped snowfinch)
Lineage: Eukaryota; Metazoa; Chordata; Aves; Passeriformes; Passeridae
Product: zinc finger protein 865-like
Exons: 1
Biological process (GO): regulation of transcription by RNA polymerase II
Molecular function (GO): RNA polymerase II cis-regulatory region sequence-specific DNA binding; DNA-binding transcription factor activity
Source: RefSeq, a predicted model, not a curated record
GCCGAGCACCAGCGGCGGCACCGCGGCAAGGAGCGGCCGCGGCGCUGCCGCACCUGCGGGGAGACGUUCCGCUUCCGCGGGAACCUGCUGGAGCACCGGCGGCGGCACCUGGGCGAGCGCGUGUACCGCUGCGAGCGCUGCGGCAAGAGCUUCUUCUACCUGGGCUCCAUCGCGCGGCACCUGCGCGGCCACGAGCGCCGCGCCCGCUGCCCGCGCUGCCGCAGGAGCUUC